CCAUGGCAUCUCCCGCUCCAAGCCUGGCCGCGCCGCUCCUGGCGCUCGCCGCGCUUGCUUUGCUCGCGUCCGCCUCCGCCGCCGCCGGGUGCUCGGCGACCGACCGGGACGCGCUGCUCGCGAUCCGCGCGGCGCUGUCGGAGGCGCACCUCGGCGUGUUCUCGUCGUGGACGGGCAGCGAGUGCUGCACCAACUGGUACGGCGUGAGCUGCGACCCCAGCACCGGCCGCGUCGCCGACCUCACCCUCCGCGGCGAGGCCGAGGACCCUGUCAUGGCCCCCGCCGGCCGCCCGGCCUCCGGCGUCAUGUCCGGCUACAUCUCCGACGCGGUGUGCCGGCUCGACCGCCUCUCGUCGCUCAUCCUCGCCGACUGGAAGCAGAUCUCCGGGGCCAUCCCGCCCUGCGUCGCCACCUCCCUCCCCUACCUCCGCAUCCUCGAGCUCCCCGGCAACCGCCUCACCGGCGAGAUCCCGCAGUCCAUCGGUAGCCUCUCCCGCCUCACCGUGCUCAACCUCGCCGACAACCUCAUCUCCGGCGCCAUCCCGAGCUCCAUCACCUCCCUCGCGUCGCUGAAGCACCUCGACCUCACCAACAACCAGCUCACCGGGCGGAUCCCGGCCGACGUGGGCAGCCUCGCCAUGCUCAGCCGCGCGCUGCUCGGCCGGAACAAGCUCUCCGGGCCCAUCCCGACGUCGGUGGGCUCCCUGACCCGGCUCGCCGACCUCGACCUCGCCGAGAACCAGCUCACCGGCGCGAUCCCGGACAACCUCGGCUCCGCCCACAUGCUCACCUCCCUCUACCUCGGCAGCAACCGGAUCUCCGGCCGGAUCCCGGCGAGCCUGCUCCAGAACAAGGGGGUGGGCAUCCUGAACCUGAGCCGGAACGCCGUCGAGGGCGCCAUCCCCGACGUGUUCACCGCCCAGUCCUACUUCAUGGUGCUCGACCUGUCCCGGAACCGGCUCACCGGCACCGUGCCGCGGUCGCUGUCGGCGGCGGCUUACGUCGGCCACCUCGACCUCAGCCACAACCGGCUGUGCGGCACCAUCCCCACCGGCCCGCCGUUCGACCACCUCGACGCCGCGUCGUUCGCCAGCAACAGCUGCCUCUGCGGCGGCCCGCUCGGUAAGUGCACGUAAACCACGCGCGACAAGCCCAAAGCGUGACGUGCCACAACCAGAGCCGUCCGAUCGAUCGGAACCUGAUCGAAUGUGUGGUGUGUGUUGUGCCGUGUACGAUGUUAGCGAAAACCUAUAUACGUGCGACGGUUAAUUGCUUAAUUAACUCUCUUGGGCUAUAGUUUUGGGUACAAUAUAGAACAAGAUGAAAAGUCUGUGCCUAGUGUGUGUGUGUGAGCAAGAGGGAGUGGUUAAGAAAAGAAGAAUGUUCCUCUUUUCUGCCUUUUUCUUCUUUAUAUUUUCAACUUUUGUUUUGCUAGUGAUUUACUUGAUAGUUCUACUUUAAAGCUUGGAUUGUACAAGUGACAAAAGCAUAAGAAAUACUAAGAUCUUGCAUGAGAAGUUGUGUUUCA
Oryza brachyantha (malo sina) is the source of this 1528-nucleotide messenger RNA. Its product is annotated as DNA damage-repair/toleration protein DRT100-like. The coding region runs from base 3 to 1136 and encodes 377 amino acids. Lineage: Eukaryota; Viridiplantae; Streptophyta; Magnoliopsida; Poales; Poaceae. The transcript has a single exon. The record is from RefSeq and is a predicted model, not a curated record. Gene Ontology annotation, molecular function: protein binding.